Molecule: messenger RNA, 1388 nt
Organism: Schizosaccharomyces cryophilus OY26
Lineage: Eukaryota; Fungi; Ascomycota; Schizosaccharomycetes; Schizosaccharomycetales; Schizosaccharomycetaceae
Product: inositol phoshorylceramide synthase regulatory subunit Kei1
Exons: 4
Coding region: 378-1085 (235 amino acids)
Biological process (GO): inositol phosphoceramide metabolic process
Cellular component (GO): inositol phosphoceramide synthase complex; Golgi membrane
Molecular function (GO): inositol phosphoceramide synthase regulator activity
Source: RefSeq, a predicted model, not a curated record
GCUACAACGAAGCAUACGCCAAACUCCAUUGGAACCAGCAUACUUUGAAGAAAUCUUUUGAAAAGAAGCGUAUCGAUCGGGAGUUGGCCCUAUCUUGAACGCAUUUUGUAUACUAUAACGAAACACUGUGGAAUUGUUAGGGUAUUAAGGCACGAAAGUACGACUGGUCGUCCUGGAAAAAUAUACUUUGGAUUCUCCUUUAUAUUCUUGGUGAUAGUAAUUUGACUCUUUUAAUCUAUCAAACUGGAUGUGGCGUUGUUUCCGGUUGUCCCUUUUGUAUUAACCUCCGGUUUUGUCGGUCUAUUUCAUCAUUAUUCGUAACAUCUGGAAAAUUGGUCGUUGUUUCUUGGAUAUAAAACCUUGUAAAAUUCUUCAAUAUGGUCAGCUUUCGUCGCGUCCGCUGGUCGAACUUACUAGAGCAAUUUUUUCUCCCAAGGUCUCUUUUUGGCUUAUGUAGUCUUCGUGUUGGGUGCGAGGUCAUCGUUUGGUUUGCUAUCAUUAACAAAUUGUCUGGUCUUUACGGAAUUGUAUCCCUAUUUCAGAGUUCCGCUGUCUCUGCUUGGCAGAUUUUCAUGUAUAUGACUUCUAUUUUCACCCUAGUUCUCUUUUCUUGGUUAGCAGUUUACAUUCCAAGGGAUAGUGUGCCGCAUGCACUCAUAUUGUUUUAUUCUUAUGCAAUCGAUUUUAUUUUAAAUAUGGUCUUUACCGUCUUGUUUGCAUUGAGCUGGUUUGCCAAAAUGCUCACUUCUACUCAAUCUGCUCAAGGUGUGCCGGACUCCCAGCAGCCUACUAGCCUUUGGGCCGUGUUUUUCGAAGCAGAAUCUAUUCCUUCUUUACUUUUGCUAACCUUUUUUACCUCUUUAAAGCUAUACUUUACUUUAAUAACCCUUUCUUACUCUAAUAAAUUAAUCGUCGACUCUGGCAUCCGACCCCAAACUCUCCCAAGCUCGUUUAUGGGUCGCUUAACUCGCAUUUUGAUGAAGCCCUACAUUAUCGCAGCUAAUCGUACCUAUUUGAGAAAUCACGCCAAACGCUUCCUAGAAAAUAUUGAGCUUCAACAACGUCUUAUGGAUGAAAUUGUUUAGAACCAAAGUAAUAGUUAUUUCUACCUUCAAUACACGGUUAUUUAGGUUUUUUUUGUUUCAUUAUUGUGUACGUUCGUCUGUCUGUUAAUUAUUAUAUGCAACCCUUUCACCAUUAUUCUAAUUCCUUUUUUCAACCAUCAACCUGUCUAUAAUCGCAGGAUAUAGAAGCUUUCCACUACUUUUCACCUUUUAAUAAAUGCUUUGGUUCAAAACUAUCAAUACAGAGUUAAGAAACGCUGAUGCCACAUGUCAUAGAUUGUAUAUAAUAUACAAAAAUGAUAUAUUAAUCUAUUGUAUUCACCG